This is a messenger RNA of Ochotona curzoniae (black-lipped pika), 3973 nucleotides long. It is a transcript of the gene UNC119B, whose product is annotated as unc-119 lipid binding chaperone B. Gene Ontology annotation, biological process: lipoprotein transport; nervous system development; cilium assembly. Bases 21 to 776 code for a protein of 251 amino acids. Gene Ontology annotation, cellular component: cilium. The record is from RefSeq and is a predicted model, not a curated record. The transcript has 5 exons. NCBI's taxonomy places the organism in Eukaryota, Metazoa, Chordata, Mammalia, Lagomorpha, Ochotonidae. Gene Ontology annotation, molecular function: lipid binding.
GCCAUCUUGGCGGCGGAGCGAUGAGCGGGUCGAACCCGAAGGCUGCGGCCGCGGGGUCGGCGACGGGGCCCGGGGGGCUGGCGGCUGGCAAGGAGGAGAAGAAGAAGGCGGGCGGCGGCGUCCUCAACAGGCUCAAGGCGCGGCGGCAGGCGCCUCACCACGCGGCCGACGAUGGCAUCGGGACUGCGGUCACGGAGCAGGAGUUGCUGGCGCUGGACACCAUCCGGCCCGAGCACGUCCUGCGUCUCGGCCGGGUCACAGAGAAUUAUUUGUGUAAACCCGAAGACAACAUCUACAGUAUUGAUUUCACUCGCUUCAAGAUUCGCGAUUUGGAGACGGGGACGGUGCUGUUUGAGAUUGCCAAACCUUGUGUUUCAGACCAAGAGGAUGACGAGGAAGCAGAAGGGGGAGACGUGGAUAGCAGUGCAGGCCGUUUCGUUCGCUACCAGUUCACACCCGCUUUCCUCCGCCUCCGGACAGUGGGGGCCACGGUGGAGUUCACAGUGGGAGACAAACCUGUGUCAAACUUCCGGAUGAUUGAACGGCACUAUUUCCGGGAGCGCUUGCUGAAAAACUUUGACUUUGAUUUUGGCUUCUGUAUCCCCAGCAGCAGGAACACUUGUGAACAUAUCUACGAGUUUCCCCAGCUUUCUGAGGACGUCAUUCGUCUGAUGAUUGAAAACCCAUAUGAGACCCGCUCUGACAGCUUCUACUUUGUUGACAACAAGCUGAUCAUGCACAACAAGGCCGACUAUGCCUAUAAUGGAGGCCAGUAGCUGCUGCAGGAGUGCACAGGAGGCGCGCGGCCAUGGCCAGGGAAUCCUACUUCAAGGGGCGGAAGCUGCAGCUUGACCCACACGUCUGGAAGCUGGACAGCCAGAGCCAAACUGGCAUCUGGGGAGGUGCCAAGCAGGGCCAUGUUUUCUUCCCCAGUACUUUUUCUUCCUUCCCUGCCCUGCUGCACCCUGCCCUGCCCCACCCUGCCCUGCCCCUUAGGUCACAGAGGUACUAGAGUCCGGUAAAAAGUUAGGGUGAGGUGCCUGGAAUUCAGAUUUAAAGAGAGAGUUUAUUUUCACAUAGUGCUAGCUGUUGGAUGUUCUAACCAGUCUUGGUCUCUAUGCGUCGCUGGGCCAGGGCGAGAAGGCCCUGUCACCAGCAGGCCCGCAGCCCUCCUCAAGGUGCCUGGGUGCUGUUGGGGGCAGGAAGUGGACCUCUCACUCCCAGUGUUGCCAUCUGCACAGCUGCCCUUAGCCGGUGCCCCCACUCCAACUGCUUGAAUCAGAAGGGGGUGGGAGGAGGGCUCCAUAGGCAGCCAGCUUCUCUCUGGGCCUUCAGCGACCCCUGAGUGGGAUCCUCAUGGAGGACAGACGAGCGCCCUUUGCUGCUCCUGGCUGCCCGCUUCAGAAUUGCUGAGACGGACGUGCCUGCUCUGCUCAUGGAACAGGCGGCCCUCUUGGGGUCGAAGUAGGCUCGCUGUGUCUUGGUUUUCUGUUUCUAGACUUCUUGUGGGCAAAUUUGAUGCAGCGUCAGUGGUGUCCCUGGUGCGGUGUGUGGUUAGGUGCUGACAGGGCCCCGGGGCCGCUGGCCUGGAGCAUGUUGGAGGUACAGUGAAUACACAUCAAUAGAGUACAUUGUGACGAGGUGUGAUGGUCAGCCUAGCAGCACCUGAGGGGUUGGCCGUGGAUUUCUUGUUACUAAGAGUGUUUCUGUCUGUUGAAGUAGACUCUGGAGCUAUCUGACAGGUCUGACUUAAUGAACACGCCUUUUGCUCCUUUGUGUGGUUGUUGGGAUUGUUUUGGGUUGUGUGGAAAGGGUGGCUCGGGUCAGAGUGGGGUGUGCUCAGGAAGGCUCCCUUUCACACCCUGCUGUGGCUGCUUGUGUCCCUGGACCCUUAGUAGGCUGGCUGGUCUUAGCACCCCAGCUUGUCUGUGGGGCAGCUACAGGUGUUCAGCCCAGGCUCAUGGUUGUUGGAGAAGACUGUUCCUGCUGUUGGGGCCCUUUAACUGUGGAUAUAAAAGUGUCUGUGGCAAGGGCCCAGGUGGGUGAUAGGCCACAGUGCCUGACACAAGAGAGCUGGGUUCCGUGGUACUUGGGAGAAAGGCUAAAUGGGACCAUGGAAUGGAGGAACAGCCUUUGCCUCUUGGGUCCCCUGCUGGACAGUGUAGCUCCCUGUUUGGACACUAGAGCGUGAGUGACCUUGAACCUUAGCCCAGUCCUUUCCAUUGGUUAAGAGUCUUGGCAGUGCCGUGUGUAGGCAGCUUUCUCACCAAGGAAGCCCUGCUAGGUAACUGUUGGCACUGGACUCGCUCACCCUGCAGAGUGCCAGUGACUCAGAACUGGAAUUGACUACAAAUCCGGUGCCUUAGUGUGGCUCUGUCCCAUUGACUGCUGGGGAAAGCUGCACAGCCAUCCCCCUCCCCCCCUCUGCUUCUCCUCGCUGCUCCUCCCUUGGAUGUGCACGUUCCUGUCGUGCUUCAGGAUGACCCCUUUUCUGUGACAGAAGCUCAGUCGGGAGUUUCUGCUCUGGUGUUUCAGUACUCUAGGGAGUGGCUUUUGGCAUGCUGAGAGCACAGCUCCAUCACAGUGUUGGAAAUGGCCCAAGCGGGCUGCACCUUGCAUACUGGUGGGCUGCCCUGAUCUGCAUGGCCACUUGGACUAGGAUGGAAAAGGGGCCACCGUGGUCGCUGUUGGCCUGCCUCGGUCUCCCUAGCAUUGAGUCCAUGCCUAGCAGGAUGGGGAUUUGCCACCACCUGCUCUUGGCGACUGCUGUUGUGUGCAGUAGGGCUGUGGCGUGAAGUGUCUCACGGAAGUGCGGGGCAGGGUUCCCGCUUGGGAGAGUUAACUGGCAGAGUUUGAAAUUCAGGCUUGAGGAGAGAAAAUGAACUCCUGCCUUGUCUGAAAGUGGCAGAACCUGUCAGAAGCCGAGUCAGAAGGCCAGCAUAAGAACGAAUCUGGCCUGCUGAUAGCAGUUAGCUUGUGGGUAAUAAGGGAAUGAGAGCCAAGAUAGUCCAUGCCCACUGCUGGAGCUGGCAUCUCAUGGGCAGCUCCUGGAAGAUCACAUUCCAGCAGGGUGGCAGGCCCCCUGGUGCCUCAGGGCCUGCUGCCUGCACCCCAUCCUCUCCAGUCUUGCUACUGUCUCUCUGCCUUGGGGUCCCAGAGAGGACCUCUCUUUACUUGAGCAGCCUUGGCCUAAGGUGCCGUUCUAGCUUCUCCAAAGAUGACCCUUGCUUAUUUCGUCCUCUCUUCUAGCAGAUAUAGGACAUUUCAACUGAAUGUCACUGUCAUUUCCAUAGUAUUCACUCCUGGUAGUCUCACAGAGACAGCAUUUUCAAGGCCAGUUAUUCCUGUAGAUGCCCCAGUCCUGAGGCCACUUGGCUUUAGUAUGUGGGGAUGGUGACUGGGGCCUUUUGGACGCUGUUGACUGCCAAUUGGUGAACUGACAGGCCUGGGCAAUCUGCAACUUAUUUUUCAGUUGAGGUAGGACUCAUUUCUGCAGUGGAGGUGGUGGGCGGUGUCUCAGUCUGGCCUCAAUGAGUCCUGCUUGUGGCUGCUACGCUCCCAGUGCUUGUUUCUCGCUUUAAAGUCAGUUUCUUCUGAUGGGUAGCGAGGUCUCAUCCUGGGGAUCCCUGCCACAAAGAGCUGUACCUGGCAUAGUAGCCCAGUUGCCAAACCUAUAUGUUACAUUCCUCGUCCCCCCAUGUCUCAGCCACAGGGAGGAUCUGGUUGGGGUGCUCAUCCCUAGUUCCACAAAGAAUCAUGUAACCUCAUUGAAAUCGUGCAAGUCUUUGUUUUUUCCCUACAAAUCAGUUUUUCACAGAAUCAAAGAAACCUCAAUGACCUGCUUUGUCCUUUCUGCUCUCGCCUGCCUCACCCAAGGUCCUCCCAGUCUGUACUGUCUGUGUCCGCAGUGACCUGGUGACUUAUUUGUAUGAAAUAUUAUUUUGCCACAAGAGACACUAAUAAAAGAGAUUUU